AUGCGAGUUGUCAAGGCAGCAUCAUUCCAGAAGAUGCCAAGACUAUCAUAUCUUCUACUUCUUCUCGCUCUUGUGACCCUGGUGUGGACCCUAGAGGAUGCGCCUAGGGUAAAAACUCCUCUGGGAACCAUUAAGGGAUAUUACAAGAUAUCUGCCAAUGGAAGACAAUACGAAGCCUAUGAAGGAAUUCCAUAUGCCUUGCCUCCAGUUGGCAAACUUCGAUUCAAGCCUCCUCAAAAGCUACCACCAUGGACGGGUGAACUUCCUGCGACGAAGUUUGGUUCUCCCUGUUUGCAAUACGCUCAACUGCCUUUUGAUCCGGACGAUGAAGUCGAAGGUGCCGAAGACUGUCUUUAUUUGAAUAUUUACGCUCCCGCGGAUAGAAGAACAUUUUCUAAAUCAUUGCCAGUUAUCUUCUGGAUUCAUGGCGGUGGUUUUCAAUAUGGUAGCGGAAUGUUCAUGGGUGCUAAGUAUCUCAUGGAUCGUGACGUCAUAUUUGUUACAAUUAAUUAUCGUGUAGGAAUGUUAGGUUUCCUCAGCACUGAAGAUGAAAUAGUUCCUGGUAACAUGGGACUGAAAGAUCAAAGCAUGGCGCUACGAUGGAUUUCCGAAAAUAUCGAAUGGUUCGGUGGUGAUCCAAAGAAAGUGACUUUGGUUGGUUUGAGUGCUGGCGGUGUUAGUGUUCAUUAUCACUACUUAUCACCUAUGAGCGCUGGUCUUUUCCAAGGUGGUAUCUCGAUCAGCGGUACAGCUUUCGAUUGUUGGGGUCAAACAGAGAAUUCUUUAGAGAAAGCCAAAAAAUUGGGUGCUCUUAUGGGUUGUCCCACAGGCAAUACCAAAGAGAUGGUGCGCUGUCUCAGAUAUCGUCCAUCCAAAACUGUAGUUCAAGCUCUUGGUAAUUAUAUGCGGUUUUAUUACAAUCCAUUUACGCCAUUUGGUCCAGUUCCGGAGAAAUUCGGUGACGAACCGUUUAUUGAUCGUACUCCCAUUGAAAUCGUGAGUAGUGGUGAUGUUCAAGAUGUUCCAUGGAUAACUGGGGUUACCAGUGAAGAGGGAUUAUUUCCAGUUGCCCAAUUUAUCGCCAUACCAGAAGCUCUGAAAACGUUGGACGAAAAUUGGGAUCUUCUUGCACCUCAUUUCUUCGAUUAUAAUUACACAAUUCCUAGAGGAAAGCACGUUGAAGUUGCUAGACUCAUUCGAAAUCAUUAUUUUGGAUCAAAGAAAAUUGAUGACACAACAACACAAUCCUUAGUUCAAAUAGCUGGUGACAGAUUCUUUGUUGUUGAUAGUGAAAAAGCUGCCAGAAUGCAAGCUAAAGUUAAUAAACAACCUGUUUGGUAUUAUUACUAUAGCUACAGAGGUACACACAGUCUCAGUGACGCUCUGAGUGGAACUACUAAUAAUUAUGGUGUGAGCCAUGCAGAUGAUGCAUAUUUUGUCGUAGACACUAAAUACAUUGAUCCUACAACAACAUCAAGUGAUAUUAAAAUGCAAAAAAUUUUGAUCGAUCUCUGGGUAUCAUUUGCAACAAAUAGAGUGCCAAAUGUUGGUGGUUCUCAAUGGUCAAGACUAAAUCCAAAUGAAAAAUCACUUCAUUAUUUGCAUAUUGCUCGGCCAGAUAAAAUUCAGAUGGACAGUAGUACAAACUUUGGUCAGAAAGAUUUUUGGAAUUCUAUUAGCUUUAAUGAAAAUAGAUUAAAUACUGCAUCAGAUACAUUGAGAGAAGAAUUAUAA
This is a messenger RNA of Heterotrigona itama, 1734 nucleotides long. NCBI's taxonomy places the organism in Eukaryota, Metazoa, Arthropoda, Insecta, Hymenoptera, Apidae. The record is from the annotation of a GenBank genome assembly.